GGGGCCCCUCAUAGCCGCCUACGCGAAUGGAUAUCACUGAGGAAUAGAUCAUGAUAAGUUGUGAGUCGCAGUUUAGUUGUCAUUUUACAACCAUGGAGACUGGCUUGGUGGUUAUUCUUCCUCCACUGCGGUGCGGCCACGUGUGGUCACGCAACCGCGUCACUGCUGUUUUACCACUACCACCACCACCACCACCACCACCAUUUCCAACAUUAAAAAACACCACCAGAGCUCGGGUCGUCUCCGCCACCACGGUGAAUGCUGGCAGCCCACUCCGCCAGUGUCCGCCACCACUUCUGCUCCAUCUUCACCACCACUACCACCACCACCACUCCCUUUCACCUCCUCCUCUCCACAACCCGCCUCGCACCCCCACCAUCCCCCGCGCCCCUCUCCUCAUCCUUCUAGAGCUCGAGUGAGGAGGCGCGGCACCCACCACCAGACCCCAAGACUCCUCCAAAGCCUUGAGGAACUCGACAUACACACACAUGCAUAAAAAAAAAGGAUGGGACUUCCUCCUCCUCCUCCUCCCCUGUUCCUCCUCUCUCCACCACAACCACCACCUUCUCCACCACAACCACCAACCACCUCCACCUCCACCUCCACCACCACCUUCGUCCUCGAUCUCACAAUGCAUCCGAACCCUGGCUCCUUCGGCACGGUCCUAGUACUCUGUCAUUUGUGUCCCCGGGAUCACGGCCGCCGGAGGGCCCCCUCUGCG
Messenger RNA from Penaeus vannamei (Pacific white shrimp), 721 nucleotides. The record is from RefSeq and is a predicted model, not a curated record. Lineage: Eukaryota; Metazoa; Arthropoda; Malacostraca; Decapoda; Penaeidae.